CAUAACCCAACUCCCAAAAUCGGGAAUCAGUAGCUGCCACUGAAUUUAAAUGGAGGACGGACUUUCCAAUAUUACCCUCACUGACCGCAUCAAGCUAAACGUCGGCGGGAAGCUCUUCGAGACCACCAUCUCCACCCUCCGUUCCGGCGGCCCAGAUUCGCUCCUAGCUGCCCUCUCCAACCGCCAGGUACAGUCUUCAAAUCCAGUGUUUAUUGACCGAGAUCCUGAGAUAUUCUCUGUCCUUCUAUCCCUCCUCCGCACCAAUCGCCUUCCGUCAACCUCCCGCCGGUUCACUGACCAAGAGCUCUCCGAUGAAGCGUCAUAUUACGGUAUCGAAUCACAGCUCAAGUCCGCUAUGCUUCCUAAUCCACUUUCUGGUAUCGAUGCCUCUGUCGUCGCCACAAUACGACCUGCUUCCGAUGGCGUGGUUUCCGCCUUUACAACCAUCGAUGAUGGUUCGGUGUGGAUAGCGCACGGCGGUCAGAUCUCUGUCUAUGAUUGGAACUUAACGCACGCCGGUACUGUACGGACUCAUCUUGACUCGAUUACUUCAAUUAGGCAAGUUACACCUUCCGCAAUGGCGGCCAUAGCUUGCGAUGUUGCUUCUGGUAUUCAUUUCUACAACUUCGCCAACGGUCGUCGAGUCGGCUCCGUGGAGUGGACCGAUCCUACUGAUCCGAGAAUCUACAAAGCUAGAGUAACCGCCAUCGCUGACUCGCCUGACUCGGUUUUCGCUGCCUUCGAUUCACACCACAAGGAAAACUCCGUACUCGCGAUCGACAAAUCAACUCUCCAGGUGACAUCAGAAAUCGGUCGUCAAUCCGGAAAUUCAUCGAAAUCAAUCGUUCCUGGAAACCUAACAUACGUGAAUGAUCUCGGAAUUCUCGCUGCCAACGCCGUAACAUCCGGAGCUUUCGGUUUCUCCGGUUACAUCCGUCUGUGGGAUCCCCGAUCCGCACGCGUGAUUUGGGAGACGAACGAGCCAGGUUCAGGACGAAGCAGCAGGUUUGGGGAUUCCUUCGCUGACGUAAGCAUCGAUGUUAGCGAGGGUACUAUGUGUAAAAUCUGCUCCAAAUCAGGCGACUUGGCCAUGGCAGAUUUGCGGAAAUUGAGCGAUGAUCCAUGGGUAUACUUGAGAGAUACCAAUCCAAGUUUGAGAAACACCAGUGGAGGGAUAAACAACAGUAUAGUCCAUUGUUACAGGAAGCAAGUCUUUGUUGGGAGAGAUGGUGGACUAGAAGUAUGGUCUAGAGUAGCACAAAACGGUGAAAACAACAUGGAGAUUGCUGAAGAAUCAUUCAGAAGAAAUUACAUGGAUAAAUUGGAAGAUUCAGAGAGAGGGAUAAUCAAGAAAAUUGAAGGAGGUGGUGAAAGGCUUUUUGUUAGCAGGGAAGAAGCCGAAGGGCUUGAGGUAUGGCAAAGCUCUGUUUUCUCUGGUGCAGUUUUGGUUUCAUGACACACGAAAAGGAAAACAAUAACCUGAAACAUGAAGAACACCUUGCAAUGGUAAUGGUUGGGAAUCAUCUUUCUUAUUGCCACCCAUAUUUGGACUCAGAGCAAGCAUGGUGCGAAGAUUCAGUUUUGAGGUACGAGCAAUUAUUUUUUGAAAGGCAAGGCUCUACACAAUCCAUUUCUUAUAAGUUUAUAUUAUUGGGGGUAAAAUUGAAUUGGUUAGUGAAGAAUUGUCAUCAAGUUUCUAUGGUUGAAUGGUGUUAA
Molecule: messenger RNA, 1716 nt
Organism: Lactuca virosa
Lineage: Eukaryota; Viridiplantae; Streptophyta; Magnoliopsida; Asterales; Asteraceae
Source: the annotation of a GenBank genome assembly